CCAGAAGCGUCUAUCCAUCCUCAGAAGAAGAUGGAAGCCCAAAUUGCGGCCAUGGCGGCCAAGCGUUACAGUGAGAGGCACGAUGACAUUGCCGAGGCGGUGAAGCACAUUAAUGAGCACAAGGAUGAUGAAGAUGACGAUCACGUGUAUGUUCCUCCACCGGUCAAGGAGCCCGAACCCGAAGAACCCAAAGUGGAGGAACCACCCAAAGAACCCGAUGCCAAAGCCACAGUGACAGAAGCCUAUGCACCCACAAAAUCCACCGUCACCACCACGGUGCAAACCUACACGGAAGUGGUGCCCACCACUCCACCGCCCCAAAAAUGCUGCUGUGUCAUUCUGUAGCGAGACCACAAAAGCUUUGUCUUCUUCAUCAAGAAAGUGAAUGAAUCUAUGGACAGUGCAGAAAAAAAGCUGUCAAGAAAAAGUGGGAAAGAUGGCACCUCUACAUUUCGAACAUUAGCUAGGUUUUGUGUGGAUUGGCCAAGCAGCAGAUACCAGAAAUGCAUGAUUUUUGAAAUUUCAUGUUUACAUUACAAUCUACCAUACUUUGUCUGGCACCAUGAAUGAAAAUCCAAUCUGCUUCUUUCCUUGCUCUGUGUCCUUUUGAAUAUUAUGUGUGUUGGCUAAAUCAAGUGGUACCAUUAAAAUUGUUUCUGUCAGAUUAGUAUCAUCCGUCGUCUCUGUGUGGUUUUGAGUUGAGAAGUUUCAAGCAUCUCGAUCUACUAACCAGCGGGAUUCCAAAUGGAUCGUUCGUCCUAGCUAGGUCUGAAAGUUUAAGUCGAGGCAUGCUUCGCUGAUGGCAUGCCUCCGGAUGGAUGCAUCUAUUAAUAGUUCCUUGUCAAUCUGC
This is a messenger RNA of Seminavis robusta, 850 nucleotides long. Lineage: Eukaryota; Bacillariophyta; Bacillariophyceae; Naviculales; Naviculaceae. The record is from the annotation of a GenBank genome assembly.